Molecule: messenger RNA, 2308 nt
Organism: Choloepus didactylus (southern two-toed sloth)
Lineage: Eukaryota; Metazoa; Chordata; Mammalia; Pilosa; Megalonychidae
Gene: CLEC3A
Product: C-type lectin domain family 3 member A
Exons: 6
Coding region: 562-1062 (166 amino acids)
Source: RefSeq, a predicted model, not a curated record
UGUUUCUCCAUCCGUCAGAACUCACCUGUCGCUGCGGACUGUUCCUGGCCUGCUGACAGCUUCCCACCUCGAGCACCCGCCUCCGUCUUUCUUCUGUGCCUGCGGGCUUCCUCCAGCACCACAGGACACAAGGGACCCAGAAUUGCUGAGGAAUCCUUUAGCCAACUAAACAGCUUCCAGCACAAAUUGGACGGCGCCUCUGCUGACCUGAGCAAAGCAGACGCCGAAAAAGACUCCUGAGGUGAACCCGAGACGCUAAUAAAACAUUGCCUCCUUCACUGUUUACCAGACAGUCAAAGAUGGAUCUGGGUGGUUUUCUGAAAGAUGGGGAAACUGAGGUGUGGAGAGGUUGAGAAAGCUCCCUCUGAUCCAACAACAGUAGCAGAGCCAAGAUUUGAUCCCAGCAAUCCAGGCUUCAGUUUGCAUAAAAACAUCAGACUAUGCUGCCUUUUGGGCAUCUUUUUGAUCUUCCCAACAAUGUUGGCCAGCUGUCAUAAUGAUCACCAGUGUAUCGGAAUGUGAGGCACAAAGAAGUUAAUGGACUUCCCAAAUAGCCAGUAAAUGACAGAGUCAAGGUUCAACCCAGAAAAGGAUGGUGAUCUGAAGACUCAAGUUGAAAAGCUCUGGAGAGAAGUCAACGCACUGAAGGAAAUACAAGCUCUGCAGACAGUCUGUCUCCGAGGCACAAAAGUUCACAAGAAAUGCUACCUUGCCUCGGAAGGCUUGAAGCACUUCCACGAAGCCAACGAAGACUGCAUUUCCAAAGGAGGGACCCUGGCUGUCCCCAGAAAUGCCGACGAGAUCAACGCUCUCCGGGACUACGGCAGAAGCAGCCUGCCCGGGGUCAAUGACUUUUGGCUGGGCAUCAACGACUUGGUCACCGAGGGCAAGUUUGUCGACGUUAAUGGACUCGCCAUUUCCUUCCUCAACUGGGACCGCGCACAGCCUAACGGUGGCAAGAAGGAAAACUGUGCCUUGUUCUCCCAGUCGGCUCAGGGCAAAUGGAGUGACGAGGUCUGCCGGAGCAGCAAGAGAUAUGUGUGCGAAUUUAUCAUCCCUUAGCAGGUCCUUCUCAAGUAUGUCUUCCAAGCAAUGUCACGAUGUACAGGCUGAUGGUCCCCAAUAAGAAUAAGUCAGAAUCGCAACAUGGGAGUCGGUGUCUGUAGGAGGAAAACAGAGUCGGUCAGUUUUGCUACUGCUUUUCAUUGUGAUUUUUCCAUCCGUGGGAUAGAAGGGAUCAGAAAUAACAAUCCCGCCACAUGCACGCCAUGAAAAUGGUUUCUGCAAAAUGGGCAGUGACAUUCUUCUCUCGCUUUCCUAGCCCCUUUCACUUGUGUGCACCCAGUCUAUUUUAAAAAUAUGAUAACUGUGCAUUUCUUCAAUCCGAAAAAGGAAGCUUAGGCUACCUGGACCAUUUGCUCUUGCAAGAUUGGUGUAUGUUUUUUGAUGAGAAUUCCCUAAGUCAGAGAUUCGGUGUGCCAUAUAAUCCGGGAAUUUUUUAGUCUGAUGCUCGAACUGUUCAAUCCUGGCAACAAUACCUGCUUAGCCUGUUAUCCCACCCUUUCUUUAUGUUUCUACUGCCCAUUGCCUUUGAUUUGCUGCAGUUCCUGCUGAGACAUCUAUCUUGAUUUCCUUCCCCCACCUCCCCAACUUUUUUCUUUGGAAGUUCUGAGUCACGGAUCCAGAAACCGGAAAAGAAUUGAUAAAGUAGCAUAUUUGGUCAAUUUCCACUCCCGGCAAUAUAUUAUGAUUUCCAACUUGAACGCAUAGCUCUAAGGCAGAGUAAGAGCAGCAGAUUAUGUGGAGAAAAUAAAUAGGGAAAAAAAAUCUAUUUUUCCCUUGCUGUAGCACCCUUACUUUCCUUUUAUGAAAUCAAGCAUGGGUGGUAUAAAUGAGUUUCCUUUUUUUUCAAAUUCGUUAUAUACAUAUAUAUUUCAACCAUCAUAUAUUAUUUAAUGAUGGGGCAACCUGUCUUUGGAGUUUGAAAAUAGGAUUUAAAAGACUAUUUUGAAGUCACACAUAUAUGCUAUUUUUUAUUCUGUCAAAUGAUAUUCCUUCCAAAUUGUUUUAACUAGACUGUGUAAAAUAAGUUCAUUGCUUAAUAUGAAAUUACAAAGUUUAGGCUUGGGGUAAAUGGGAUUUUUUUUUAACAUAGAAGAAAGCAGUUCUAAAUAUAUUGUGUUCUUCAAAUAAACGUCUUUUUAUACUUUAAAUGUUAAAUGAGUUUUGUGAACAAUAUCCUGCUCUGCAAACGUUAACUAGUUGUGCUUGGAAUUAAGUUUUAGUUCUUUUCAUUGCAUAAUAAUAA